Molecule: messenger RNA, 2107 nt
Organism: Rhagoletis pomonella (apple maggot)
Lineage: Eukaryota; Metazoa; Arthropoda; Insecta; Diptera; Tephritidae
Product: AH receptor-interacting protein
Exons: 3
Coding region: 142-1098 (318 amino acids)
Molecular function (GO): peptidyl-prolyl cis-trans isomerase activity; protein binding
Source: RefSeq, a predicted model, not a curated record
AUGAACUUUCCUCGAUAGUCAUGUACUGUCGAUAGUCAAAAACCAUCGAUACUAUCGAUAGUCCCAUUUAUAGUUUUGGAGUUCUAAUAAGAGUGCAAUCUGUGUUUCAGAAAUUAUACCCUCCAACUGCCAAAUAUAAACAUGACUCCUUCAAUCGACGAUGCGUUGAUAACAAAACAGACACUACAUCCUGGCAAAGAAUACAUUUCAUUAAAGCCUGGCACCCGUGUAAAAUUCCAUUUCCAAACGCGCAAAGCCUACGAUGGGCAGUUGCUGGACGACAGCCGUGCAAUGAGCCAUCCAAUGGAGCUGGUACUUGGUAAGAAAUUCAAAUUGGAAGUCUGGGAAGUUAUUGUACAAAAGAUGGCACUCAAUGAAGUCGCUAAAUUUACUGUACAUAAAUCCCUUGUCGCCCAAUACCCCUUCAUCUCGAAAACAUUGCGAGAUGUUUCAAAAAACACACACGAAAGAAGUCACUGUUGUGGAAUGACGUUACAGAACGAAGGAAUCGGUUACAAAGACCUCGAUGACCUUCUUGCAAAACCAUGUGAUUUGGAAUUCAUCAUCGAAUUAUUCUCGAUUGAACACCCAGAAGAAUACGAGAAGGAACGUUGGCAAAUGGACGAUGCAGAGAAAAUGAACGCACAAGCAGUAUUGCGGGAAAAGGGUAAUCAGUUAUACAGAGAAAAAAAGUAUAAAGAGGCAGAGGAAUGCUAUUGCAAGGCUGUGGGUAUGAUUGAACAACUUAUGACAAAAGAAAAACCGCACGACGAAGAAUGGCUGGCAUUAGCUACAAUCAAAGUUCCUUUGCUUUUAAAUUACGCACAGUGUCGGCUUUUAGAUUGCGAUUAUUAUGCGGUCAUAGAGCAUUGCACUGAAGCACUUGACUUGGAUAAAAAUAACAUAAAGGCUUUAUUCCGUCGGGCGAAAGCACAUGCAGGGGCAUGGAAUCCGGUAGAAGCCCGUAGGGAUUUUCUCAAAGCUGCGGAGUUAGAUCCAGGUCUAAAAGCGGCUGUAAAUAAGGAAUUACAAGCGCUCGAUGAAGGGCAACGUAUCAGGGAUGCCGAGGAUAAAAAACGACUGCAAAAGCUCUUCUAGAAAUUAACAGCCUCAUUGCGUAAGUCGUAAAUUAGGUUAAAUUGUACGACUCGACAACAGCAGCAUUGUCUAUUGUCGUACUGAAAUAAGUAAACGACCAAAAGCGUCGAAAACUAUACAGUGCUGCCAAGGUUUUCCGUUUUAAUACACUAGUCGAUUGGAAAUUUUAGGCAAUGACGUGAAAUUUUCGAUACGAUUCGACUCGAAAAACGACUUGCAUUCGACACGACUCACAAUGAGGGUCUAAGUAUAUGAAAUUUACUAGAAACAUUUGUUGUUUACUGUUAUAAGUUGUACGUGUUCCUUAGCUUUUGUAUUGAAAUCAUGUGAGCAGCAAUACAACAUCGAGAGAAGUUAAAUAUCGUCGUUUUAGGUACAAAACCGCGUAUCGUCAUUCUGCAAAACCACGUAACUGACAUUGGCUGCCAAAAAUUGGAUUUGCUCACACAAGCUCUUGGCUCAAUCCUUAUCCAUUCGCUUGAAAUAUACUAGCCAGAAAUGCGAUUGCUUUAUAAAAUAGAGAACCAAUUUGAAAUAUGAGUGUUUUUAAGCUCUAGAAAAUAAAUCCUACAAGUUCACAUGCACGGUUUUGCAUUUCGCUGAUACGCGGUUUUGCACUUUUAACUACGAUAUAUUUCCCAAGUAUUUCGAAGUUGUUUUUAAACUAAAACAACUACUAUCUAAUAUAGCAGAGAAAUUUAAGACGCAUAGCCGAUUUAGUAUAACACUUUUUUAUUUCGAUACGCCCAGAAAGAUUUAAUGUCAUAUGUAUUGGCAUUAGUAGUGAAUCUGUUAAUAUUGAAGGGGUUAGAACCAUAAGGGUCUAAGUGACAUUUUUUGAAAAUAUAAGUUAUACCCAUAUUUGUAUAGUUAAAUAUAGUUUAUUUGGUGACAAAGAGUAAACAUUCCUUGAAUUAGUUAAUUAACUGGCAUUCAUUUAGGCAAGAAUCAUUUCAAAUGCAUUUAGCCAGAAUUUACAAUAAGUAAUCAACUUUAACCUUAAUUAUCU